This is a messenger RNA of Volvox carteri f. nagariensis, 549 nucleotides long. RefSeq lists its product as uncharacterized. The record is from RefSeq and is a predicted model, not a curated record. The transcript has 5 exons. Gene Ontology annotation, cellular component: cytoplasm. The annotation marks the transcript as partial. Gene Ontology annotation, biological process: nucleobase-containing compound metabolic process. Lineage: Eukaryota; Viridiplantae; Chlorophyta; Chlorophyceae; Chlamydomonadales; Volvocaceae. Gene Ontology annotation, molecular function: deoxynucleoside kinase activity; ATP binding.
CUGAGUGUGGAGGGCAACAUCAGCGCGGGCAAGAGCACCUUCCUGUCAAUACUCAAUCGCCAUCUGCUCACCGACAAGGGAUUCAGUUUCGUCAAGGAGCCCAUCGAGAAAUGGCAGAGCGUGGGCGGCUCCUCGGUCAAUCUGCUGGACCUAUUUUAUCGGGACCCCGCCCGCAUGGCGUACACAUUUCAGAACUUCGUGUUCCUGACGCGGGUGCUGCAGGAGCGCGAGACGUACGGCAAUGCGAGCAAGGCGAGGCUUCUGGAGCGCUCCGUCUUUUCGGACCGUAUGGUGUUCGUGCGAGCCGUACAUGCCUCCCUUGACCUGGCGGAUCACGAACUGGCCAUCUACGACGCCUGGUUCGGCCCCAUCCUGGCCUCCCUGCCCACGCUGGUCCCCAACGGCCUCAUCUACCUGAGGGCCUCCCCCAACACCUGCAUGGCUCGACUGAGGAAGAGGGCGCGAAGUGAGGAGGGUGGCAUUCCGCUGGACUACCUGAAGGUCCUUCAUAACAACCACGAGGACUGGUUGCUGCAUGCUGCUACACGA